UCCGUCUCCCAGCCCAGCUGCGCUCCUUUUGAUCAUUCACAUUUCCUCCAAAUGCAUGUUGUCUUUAAUUAAUUGAGUGUCUCGCGGAAAGCGAGGUGGGGGAGACGGGCAGAGAACAGCUAUAGCUACACAAUUAAAAUACAAACCAAGUCUGCUGAGUUUACUGAAUGCAAGUGCUGAAGUGACUAAUAAGCUUUUUUUACAGUUAAUGUUUUGCUCUGAGAACAGACUGGGGAGCAGAGAUGGAGGGCCUGAAUUUCGAGGAUGAGAAUUCCAAGAGGUACUGCAUGAAGACAAAGCAUGUGGCCGUCAUCUGUGGCGUCGUGGUCGUUGUAGGUCUUGCUGUGGGGCUUGGCGUGGGAUUGAGCAGACCUAAACCUCAGCAAGCUUCAGGAGAAACAGAGCAGCCAACAAAACCGCCUCCCCCAGUGGAUUUGGGUCCCUGUCCUUCUAAAAAUGAUGGGAGUGGAGACUGGAGACAUUUUAGGCUACCCACUUAUGUCAAGCCUGUCCACUAUGAUCUGGAAAUGAAGCCUGAAAUGGCGACAGAUAUUUACACUGGGACAGUCAAUAUUUCUAUUGCAUUGGAAAAAUCUACCAGCUACCUGUGGCUCCACCUGCGAGAGACCAAGAUUACAGAAAUGCCCACACUCCGGAAAUCCUCAGGACAGCAGAUUGCUCUGAACGACUGCUUUGAGUACAAGCCGCAAGAGUACAUAGUGAUGAAGGCAGAAGCACAGCUCUCUGUCACUGAUGAAAAAGAUCCCUAUAUACUCACCCUGAAGUUUCAAGGCUGGCUGAAUGGUUCCCUGGUUGGGUUUUAUAGGACCACCUACACUGAGAACGGACAGACCAAGAGCAUUGCAGCUACUGAUCAUGAGCCAACAGACGCACGGAAAUCAUUCCCUUGCUUUGACGAGCCCAACAAAAAAGCAACUUACAACAUAUCUAUCAUCCAUCAAGAUGAGUACCAAGCACUUUCAAACAUGCCAGUACAGCAAACUUCAAAGCUGGGUGGUGGCUGGAAUCGGACAACUUUUGAGAAGUCAGUUCCCAUGAGCACUUACUUGGUAUGCUUUGCGGUGCACCAGUUUACGUGGGUAGAGAGAAAAUCCGCUAGUGGAAAACCUCUGAGAGUUUACGUCCAGCCACCGCAAAAACACACGGCAGAAUAUGCAGCAAAUGUAACAAAAAUUGUAUUCGACUUCUUUGAAGAGUACUUUAAUUUGAGCUACUCUCUUCCAAAACUAGAUAAAAUAGCUAUUCCAGAUUUCGGGACAGGUGCUAUGGAGAACUGGGGGCUGAUCACUUACAGAGAAACAAACCUGCUGUAUGAUCCCAACGAGUCAGCCACUUCCAACAAACAGAGAGUAGCUGCUGUGGUAGCCCAUGAGCUCGUUCAUCAGUGGUUUGGAAAUAUUGUGACCAUGGACUGGUGGGAUGACUUGUGGUUAAAUGAAGGAUUUGCCACUUAUUUUGAGUUCCUGGGAGUAAAUGCUGCAGAACCAGCCUGGAAUAUGCUUGAACAGGUUUUAAUUGACGAAGUGCUUCCUGUAAUGAAGGAUGACUCUUUGUUGUCUUCCCACCCAAUUGUGGUCGAUGUGUCAUCUCCAGCUGAAAUCACCUCUGUGUUUGAUGGGAUAUCCUACAGUAAGGGUGCAUCAAUCCUCAGAAUGUUGCAGGACUGGAUUACACCAGACCUCUUCCAGAAAGGCUGUCAGGCAUAUUUGAAGAAACACCGUUUCCAGAAUGCCAAGACACAACAAUUUUGGGAAGCUCUGGAAGCGGCAAGUAAUAAACCUGUGACGGAAGUCAUGGACACAUGGACUAGGCAGAUGGGCUACCCUGUUUUGGAGAUGGGAAGUAAUUCAGUAUUCACACAGAAACGUUUUCUCUUGGAUCCCAAUGCAAAUGCUUCUCAUCCUCCUUCUGAUCUUGGUUACAAAUGGAAUAUACCAGUGAAAUGGACACUUGGGAGUUCGACAAAUUAUACUUUCUACAACGCAUCAGAUUCUGCAGGAAUUAUAAUAACAUUGCCUCCUGAUACUGAUGCAAACGUUAAUCCAGACCACAUUGGAUUUUAUCGGGUGAAUUAUGAUAGUCAAAACUGGGCCAGAUUAAGCACUCUUCUCUUAAUCAACCACACAAAUUUUUCAGCUGCUGACCGCGCAGGGAUUUUGGAUGAUGCCUUUUCUUUAGCAAGGUAA
Pelecanus crispus (Dalmatian pelican) is the source of this 2207-nucleotide messenger RNA. Lineage: Eukaryota; Metazoa; Chordata; Aves; Pelecaniformes; Pelecanidae. The record is from RefSeq and is a predicted model, not a curated record.